UCGCAGCUCUGGCAAGAAGCGCUGAAAGACAGAGAGAGCGCAAAGUGACAAGACCUCCUCAUACCGCCAGACAACAUCCACAACGAUAUGAGACAACAGAAGCCAAAGCAAUAGCAGAAAUAAGACGAGGCAAAGAAGGAAACGUCUGCUGCAGUAGAACCAGGGAUUGCCAGUGGAUCACUUUAUACCGGCACAUGCUCUUGAGGAUAAUCAUAUGCGCAGAAGCCGUUCUCUGGGCCGACAGUCGCGCGUGCAGAGUGGAGGUUGCGCUUGGAAGUGAACGAAACUUUUUUUUGUUUGUUUGUUUUGUUUUGUUUUGCCUGUGACGUUUUGGAAUUAGAUUUAUUAAACGUCGACUUUCCGUUAUACUGUGGCGAAAAAGGAGGACCAAUAUAUAGUGUGGAUUUCUCCGGUUUCUUUUAUUUAUCAUUCUUUUUAUUUGACUGGCAUUGCUAUUAUUUAUAUUAUUAUAUUUUCUGGAGGAGCGCUAACGCUCAAGAAGUUCAUUUUAGUGGAUUCGACGCAGGUGCCUCGCUCCUGAAGGGCAGAAUGGAACUGUUACUUUGACCCACGAUAUCACGGUUCAUUCAUAUUCAUAUCCCGCUUUUAAUUGUUUUGAGAUCCAGAGACUGUUCAGUGACGCUCGCCGCCACACACCACUGGAAGUACAACCAUGAACUUUGUUAUUUAUUCGAUACAAUUAUUUUUUGCGGCUCUCCUUCAUCUCUCUGCUGUCAAGGCUGCCCACAUACCCAAAGAAGGGGGGAAGAGCAAAAAUGAGGUGAUUCCCUUCAUGGAUGUGUUUAAAAAAAGUGCGUGUAAGACUCGAGAGAUGCUGGUAGACAUCAUUCGGGAGUAUCCUGACGAGAUCGAUCACACCUACAUCCCGUCCUGUGUGGUUCUCAUGCGCUGUGCAGGCUGCUGCAACGAUGAAGCGCUCGAGUGUGUCCCUACAGAGACACGCAACGUCACCAUGGAGGUACUGCGAGUCAAACAACGUGUAUCACAGCAUAAUUUUCAACUGAGUUUCACAGAACACACCAAGUGUGAAUGCAGGCAAAAGGAAGAAGUCAAAUCAAAGAAAGAAAACCACUGUGAGCCUUGCUCAGAGAGAAGAAAGCGCUUGUAUGUGCAGGAUGCCCUCACCUGUAAAUGCUCCUGCAAAUUCACACAAUUGCAAUGCAAGGCCAGACAACUUGAGUUAAAUGAAAGAACUUGCAGAUGUGAAAAACCAAGAUGAUGAGCAGAGCGCUGAGAAGAACACUAAAUGAAGGAUUUUAUUUUUGUUUUUCUUAUGGCACAGCACUUUUAAACCUGAGGAUGCAUUCCCUGGACAAACUGUAAAAACUACCCUGAUGAAAGACAGAGAAUGAAACGAGGGCAGGAGAUAUCAUCCCGAUGUCUAUUUUUAAGAUAUUAAUAUAUGAAUAUAUAGAAUAUAUAUAUUAAAUGACAAUGUGUGUCGCUGCUAUCACCUUCAAACAAGAAAAACGAAGACGCUGCUUGGCGUGUGAAUGGGAUAUAUUCCAAUGUCACUGCACCUGGGCCUGUGAUUGGACAGAACGCAGUGAGGUAAAGCUUCACUGGAUCGGCCCGCUGUGGAUUCAUAUUUAAAGACUCAGAUCGAAUGUCCAAGACUUCACUGAGAGGUGCAAAAGACAACCUCCAACCCUUUAUAUGAACAGUUUCAGACAGUCAAUCAAAGGAGAGGAAGUGACAUAAUAGCGAUUCUUUCUGGGUCCAGGCACGGGAUACAAAUGUGGAACUAUCUCUUUCUGUUAUGUCUCUCUUACUAGGGUGAAGUCUUAGUCAAAAAGACACCUGUACUGAUUAACAUCCAAUAGGACUUGGUGUGAUAAUACUAAAGGGAUAUUACAUGUAUGUAUAUAUGGAAAUGUAAAAAUCGAUAAACGUGACAAAAUGCAAACUCUAGAACAAACUCGUUCCGUUCACCAUCACAUAUUUAAGGUUCGUAACGUUUUCCAAAGAGAAUACUGCACGCGACUUUAGAAGCUGUUCAUUACCACGCAAUAUCUGUGUAUACAUAUCUAGUAUCCCUUUGUGUAGUUCACUACAUCUAAUUUAUAAUGUUAAAAUAUGUUCAGUAUUCUGUGUAUUUAAUUUGAUCUAUUUAUAUGCAGUGUUGUUGAUAUUGUUUCGCUUUGUUUCCUAUCGACAUUGUCACCAAUCUGAAAAACUGUGGGCGGCUUUUAUAGAAACCUUCAACUUCAACAAACUCUUCAACAUUCCUGAAAGGUUCAUCUGAACGUUUUUGUAUCAGAGAUCAAAACCUGCGGUUUUGUGAUCGAAAUACAAACAUUCUCUUUGUGUGAAAGUGCCAGAAAUUAGUUUUUUGUUUGUUUGUUUGCCAUGUACAGCCACAUUUUCAGUAUAUUUUCACAGUAAUAUAUUUAUUGGUGCUGUUAAAUAUUAACAACCUUUUGUGUUUUUAGUAUAACUAUUAAACAUAUUUAUUUUCAAAUUAUAUUGUUUUUUAUUAAAGCAAAAAUGGAUUUC
Molecule: messenger RNA, 2517 nt
Organism: Cyprinus carpio (common carp)
Lineage: Eukaryota; Metazoa; Chordata; Actinopteri; Cypriniformes; Cyprinidae
Gene: vegfaa
Product: vascular endothelial growth factor Aa
Biological process (GO): positive regulation of mast cell chemotaxis; vascular endothelial growth factor signaling pathway; response to hypoxia
Cellular component (GO): membrane
Molecular function (GO): heparin binding; vascular endothelial growth factor receptor 1 binding; growth factor activity
Source: RefSeq, a predicted model, not a curated record